Molecule: messenger RNA, 471 nt
Organism: Exophiala aquamarina CBS 119918
Lineage: Eukaryota; Fungi; Ascomycota; Eurotiomycetes; Chaetothyriales; Herpotrichiellaceae
Exons: 3
Coding region: 1-471 (156 amino acids)
Source: RefSeq, a predicted model, not a curated record
AUGUCUAAUCCAGAAGACGCCAAUUUCAACUCCUUACAAGCCCAUUCCGAUCUGCAAAAGCAGUUUGGCGCUCGUGAAUGGAAACUCAAUCUCAAAGCUGCUCCUAAUUGUAUUCUCAUCUUGGCUGAAGCACUGUUAGUUGUCUCUAAGCGGGAAACUAUGGCCCUUGACUUAUCGGGUCCAGGCGUAAAGAAGCUCUACGUAGACGUGAGGGACUGCGCCGUAGUUGGGAUCGAUACCUUUAAAAGUACUGGAGAAAGGAUGGAAGAGGUCUGCCUCUUGGCUAAUGAGCUAGGAGGACCUGGCGGCUUAAUUGAGUCGAUGAUGAAGUAUCUCGAUCUAAAUCAGUCGGAAGCCCGAGAUCGGCAACUUAAACGUUACGUAUCUAAUAGCAUUGAAAAGUCAACAGGAUCUGUCAACAUCUUAAUAGAUGUUAGAAAAGAUUUCGAGGCGUGGAGGGAACUCACAUAG